UUGAAAUCAACUGAUAAAAUUACAUAUAGUAAGAAGUUAUUGGAUGAAUUUUUUUUGUGGCUUGGUAAUUUCGAAGAUUGCAUAGGGCAUACGGAAGCUAUUGACGAAAAUACAUAUAGUAAUCUUGAAAAAUUAGAUAAAUUGUAUGAAAACUUUUAUAAUUUUAAAAAUGAAUCUUCAAAUGAAGAUCAUAAUACUUGUGGAAAAGGUGAAAUAUGUGCCCAAGAUUAUAUGAAUCAAGAGAGUACAUGUAAGGGGAAAGGUAACAAUAGAUUCUGUAAAGAAUUAGAAAAAUUUCGAGAACUAUUUAAUAAUCAUCUUGAAUCAAUAAAAAAGUGCGAUAACAUAGGAGAAUUACCAUACUUCCAAGGAUCUUCACUAGCUGGUACCAUUUCAAUCCCAGUUUCUGCAAUGUCACUAAUAUCUUUAUUUUCAUUUGUUACGUAUAAGGUAGGUAAUUUUUUUGUAAUAAGUGAUAACCUGUUUUACAAUUUAUGGUAUACCUAUAAUAAAAAUAUUGAUAUGUUAUAA
Molecule: messenger RNA, 531 nt
Organism: Plasmodium cynomolgi strain B
Lineage: Eukaryota; Apicomplexa; Aconoidasida; Haemosporida; Plasmodiidae
Exons: 1
Source: RefSeq, a predicted model, not a curated record